Molecule: messenger RNA, 2106 nt
Organism: Cotesia congregata
Lineage: Eukaryota; Metazoa; Arthropoda; Insecta; Hymenoptera; Braconidae
Source: the annotation of a GenBank genome assembly
AUGAGCAGAGGCUUAGAAACAUACGACUACGAAGACGACAGAGAUGAAAAUGGAAAGAAACUCAAAUAUCCAAAGUCGGUAUUUUUCAUCGUCAGCAAUGAAUUUUGCGAAAGAUUUUCUUACUAUGGAAUGCGAACAAUUCUAUCAUUGUACUUGACAUCAAAAUUAAGUUAUAACGAUGACACGGCAACGGUUAUUUACCAUACCUUCACAAUGUUUGUAUACUUCUUUCCAUUGAUCGGAGCGAUACUCGCAGAUUCAUGGCUCGGCAAGUUCAGGACCAUUCUUUAUCUGAGUAUUGUUUAUGCAAUCGGACAACUUUUACUAGCGGCAAGUGCAGCUCCGACGUUUGGUCUGCCUAUCAGAGAAUUUUCUAUACUUGGAUUACUUCUGAUCGCUUUGGGAUCCGGUGGAAUAAAACCAUGCGUUGCAGCUUUUGGAGGCGAUCAAUUUGUUCUUCCACAGCAAGAAAAAUAUUUAGCGAUGUUCUUUUCGGUAUUUUACUUUGCUAUUAAUUUAGGUUCGUUGAUCUCCACGUUUCUUACUCCGGAGUUACGUCAUGGUGUUAAAUGUUUUGGAGAACAGACUUGUUAUUCUGUUGCAUUUCUUGUUCCAGCUAUUUUGAUGACAACGUCAAUUGUUAUUUUUUUGUUUGGUAAAUCUAUGUACAAGAUGAAAAAACCGGAAGGGAAUCAUGCAAUUUAUAAAAAAACAACAACAAGAAAAAUUUCCCGUGAUCAUUGGCUGGAUCAUGCCGAUGAUAAAUACGAUUCAAAAUUAAUAUCUGACAUAAAGUCAACAUUCCGAGUUCUCACACUAUUCAUUCCAUUGCCGUUCUUUUGGGCACUUUUCGAUCAACAAGGAUCGCGUUGGACAUUCCAAGCAACAAGGAUGGACGGUCAGAUAGGAAGUUUUGUCCUAAAAGCUGACCAAAUGCAAGUUGUCAAUCCACUUUUUAUCGUUAUAUUUAUCCCCAUUUUCGAGACUUGCAUUUAUCCAAUGCUGGCUAAAAUAAAGAUUAUAAAUACGCCGCUUAAAAAAAUGGCAACUGGCGGGUUUCUUGCCGGUCUUGCGUUCAUUGUUUCCGGGCUUGUAGAACUACAGCUCGAGAAAACAUAUCCAGUAUUGCCGUCCGAUGGGUUGGCGCAAUUAAGACUAUUCAACCCAAACAAUUGUGAUGUAGGUAUUAAAUUAAAUAGUAACCAGUCAUUUGAUAUAUCUCCUUUUGCAAUGUGGCAAGAUACAAACAUAAAUGCAGUCGGUGAUAAAUCUAUCAAGUACGAGAUCAAUUUUUCAAAAUGUGGUAUUACCGAAAUUAAUUAUGGAUCAUUUAAUGUGACUGAAAAAAAAGCGACGUCUUUCGCUCUAAUUCCUGAAUCUAGUCCGUACGAGUUCGAAGACCAUGUAAAUAAAACUGAUGUAGGAAAUCCAGCAAUAAGACUACUUACCCACAAUACACUAGAUACUCCGGCUCUUUUAGAAGUACUUGAUAGCGAAGAUAACAAAAAGUACGAAUCAAAAGCAGCUAAAGGAGUAGAACAUUCGCUGUUCGUUGAACUAGAUCCUGGAACCUACAAAGUUAAAGUAAAUGGUGUUGAAAAAAAAAUAAUGUUAAAAAUGGGAGGUGUCUACACUGUCCAAACUUACACGUCUAAAGAUUUAAACCAAGCAGGUAUGGUAACAGUUACCACGCCAAAUUCCAUGCACAUACUCUGGCUGAUUCCUCAGUACAUAAUCAUAACGAUGGGCGAAGUAAUGUUCUCAGUGACGGGUCUUGAAUUUGCAUUUACUCAGGCUCCAAUCAGCAUGAAGUCGCUCCUACAAGCUGGCUGGCUUUUCACUGUUGCAUUUGGUAAUCUCAUUGUAGUGAUAAUCGCCGAAGCUAAGAUCUUUGAUAGGCAGGCCAACGAGUUCUUCCUUUUUGCUGGACUUAUGCUUGUCGACAUGGUCAUUUUUGGAGUCAUGGCCAAGUUUUAUAGAUAUGUUAUCGUUAAUGAUGAAGAUGAUGAUAGCGAUCAUUAUAAUGACGUUGCAAACACGAGAAACGGCACAAGACUUAAAGACUACGGGGAAAGCAAUCCGUCCUUCAUCAAAAAUGAUGAAUAA